Molecule: messenger RNA, 1467 nt
Organism: Triticum turgidum subsp. durum (durum wheat)
Lineage: Eukaryota; Viridiplantae; Streptophyta; Magnoliopsida; Poales; Poaceae
Source: the annotation of a GenBank genome assembly
AUGUUCGGCGCCUACCUCUCCGCGGCCCUCUCCAGUUCCGGCAAGGGCAAACCCAUGGAGGUGGAGGCCGCCCCUGUCCCGGUCCAGGAGCCGCCCGGGCAGAAGCCGAAGGUGGACCAGAAGACGAAGACGGCGGCAACUAAGCUGCGGCCGUCGAAGAAGGUCCGCAAGGUGGCCAAGCUCGCCGUGCAGUCGCUGGAGACGUACUACGGCGACCGUGCUUACCGCUUCCUGUUCGACGUUGUCGCCGACUUCUUCGCCGCCCUCCUUGCGACGGACCUCGAGCAGCUGGCCCUCGACGGCAAGAAGAGGAAGAUCGGGCUCGCCGCCAAGUGGUGCCCCACGCCGGGCUCGUCGUUCGACCGCACCACGCUGCUCUGCGAGGCCAUCGCACGCCGCCUCUUCCCGCGGGACUCGGACCCCGAGUACGCCCAGCUCUCCGACGAGCACUACACGUACCAAACCCUCCACCGCCUCCGCCGCGAGGUGCUCGUGCCGCUGCGCAAGGUCCUGGAGCUCCCUGAAGUGUACAUGAGCGCGCAGCGGUGGUUGGAGCUGCCCUACACCCGCGUGGCCUCGGUGGCCAUGAGGCGCUAUAAGGUCCUCUUCAAGAAGCACGACGAGGAGCGCUUCGACAAGUACCUGGAGGACGUGGAGGCCGGCAAGGCCAAGAUCUCGGCCGGGGCGCUGCUGCCCCACGAGAUCGCGGCGGCCGCCUACCGCGGCGAGGAGGACGAAGUGUCGGAGCUGCAGUGGCGCCGCAUGGUGGACGACCUCCGCUCCAAGGGGUCGUUGUGCAAUUGCAUCUCAGUCUGCGACGUGUCCGGCAGCAUGACCGGCACUCCCAUGGAGGUGUGCAUCGCGCUCGGCGUGCUCACGUCGGAGCUCAGCGAGGAGCCGUGGGCGGGCAAGGUGAUCACCUUCAGCGAGAGGCCCGAGCUCCAGCUCAUCAACGGCAACACCCUCCGUGAGAAGAUGAGGUUUGUGCAGCGUAUGGACUGGGACAUGAACACCAACUUCCAGGCAGUGUUCGACCAGAUCCUCCGCACGGCGGUGGAAGCCCGGCUGGCGCCGGAGAAGAUGAUCAGGACUGUGUUUGUGUACAGCGACAUGGAGUUCGACCAGGCGUCGGGGUGCGAGGACGACGACCACGAUGACUACUCUGAGGACGAGGACGAGGAGGAGGAGGAGGUGCAGCGGUCGUGGGGCACAGACUAUGAAGUGAUCUGCCAGAAGUUUAGGGACGCCGGGUACGGGGACGUGGUGCCGCAAAUCAUCUUCUGGAACCUGCGGGACUCUAAAUCGACGCCGGUGACGGCGACACAGCCUGGGGUGGCCAUGGUGAGCGGCUUCUCCAAGAACUUCCUCAAGAUCUUCCUGAAGAAGGACGGCGUGGUGAACCCCGAGGCCAUUAUGAUGGAGGCCAUCUCCGGCGAUGAGUACCAGAAGCUGGCUGUGUUCGACUAG